Messenger RNA from Hevea brasiliensis (rubber tree), 760 nucleotides. RefSeq names its product 40S ribosomal protein S15a-1. Gene Ontology annotation, cellular component: cytosolic small ribosomal subunit; ribosome. NCBI's taxonomy places the organism in Eukaryota, Viridiplantae, Streptophyta, Magnoliopsida, Malpighiales, Euphorbiaceae. Gene Ontology annotation, molecular function: structural constituent of ribosome. The transcript has 4 exons. The record is from RefSeq and is a predicted model, not a curated record. The coding region runs from base 171 to 563 and encodes 130 amino acids. Gene Ontology annotation, biological process: translation.
ACUCGUGAAAAUUGCAGUCACAGGGACAGUUUCGUAAAUUGAUCCAGCCAAAUAAGCCCUACAAGACGCCCCAAAAUGCUUAACCCUACAGCCGCUUCUUCCACUGCUCCAAGCUUCCAGCUACCAGACGUAGCCUCCGUUUCUGCCCUCCGUAGCUUGCAUUUGGAAGAAUGGUGAGAGUCAGUGUUUUAAAUGAUGCUCUGAAGAGCAUGUAUAAUGCAGAGAAGAGGGGUAAACGACAGGUUAUGAUCAGGCCAUCCUCAAAAGUGAUCAUCAAGUUUCUUUUGGUCAUGCAGAAGCAUGGUUAUAUUGGAGAGUUUGAGUAUGUUGAUGAUCACAGAGCUGGCAAAAUUGUGGUUGAACUGAAUGGGCGGUUGAACAAAUGUGGAGUUAUUAGUCCUCGCUUUGAUGUUGGAGUCAAAGAGAUUGAAGGUUGGACUGCUAGAUUGCUUCCUUCAAGACAGUUUGGAUAUAUUGUGCUGACAACAUCUGCUGGUAUCAUGGAUCAUGAAGAAGCUAGGAGAAAGAAUGUUGGAGGCAAAGUACUUGGUUUCUUUUAUUGAUAAUGAUAAGAGUUUUUUGGGAUAAUUUUUGGCUUACUGCUGAGUAGUUUAUCCAACUAUCCCAAUUUUCAUUUUAAAUGUUUAUGAUGUUAUUAUUUUGUAUCUGAGGGAAACUUUUCCUUUGGUUAUGACUUGAGAUUAUGUACUAUGCCAUCUGAGAUUUUGAGUAGUCGAACCUGAAGUUGUUGCCUGAUAAA